Messenger RNA from Fraxinus pennsylvanica, 759 nucleotides. The record is from the annotation of a GenBank genome assembly. NCBI's taxonomy places the organism in Eukaryota, Viridiplantae, Streptophyta, Magnoliopsida, Lamiales, Oleaceae.
AUGGCUGAUCAUGUAGAGAAUUCGGAUCCGAAGGAGGAGUCGUUGUUAGACAAGAUAGCGGGGAGGAUUAACGGCGACGAUUCGUCAGACUCAGAUUCCGAGAAGAAGUCGGCUUCUCCUUCAUCUAGGAAGGCCAAGAUUUACCGGUUGUUCGGCCGGGAAGAACCUGUCCACAAAGUCUUUGGUGGAGGCAAACCUGCUGACGUAUUAUUGUGGAGGAACAAGAAAAUAUCUGCUGCCGUACUUGGUGGGGUAACAGCUGCCUGGGUCCUUUUCGAAUUACUUGACUACCAUUUGCUUACUCUGGUCUGCCACAUUUCAAUUCUUGCCCUCACAGUCUUGUUUUUGUGGUCCAGUGUAUCAACAUUUAUAUACAAGCGUCCUCCACAUAUACCAGAAGUUCACCUUCCGGAGGAUCCAUUUCUUCAGGUUGCUUCAGCUCUUAGGAUUGAGAUCAAUCGUGCCCUUGCUGUGUUAAGGGAAAUUGCAUCUGGCAGGGAUCUCAAGAAGUUCCUUAUGGUUGUGGCUGGCUUGUGGGUUCUAUCAAUUGUGGGCAGCUGGUGCAACUUCUUGACUUUGUUCUAUAUAUUGUUUGUUCUGCUGCAUACACUACCUGUUCUGUAUGAGAAGUAUGAUGACAAAAUCGAUGCAUUUGCAGAGAAAGCAAUGAUUGAGAUUAAGAAGCAGUAUGCAAUUUUAGAUGCAAAAGUUCUUAGCAAAAUUCCCCGAGGACCAUUGAAAGACAAAAAGAGGGCUUAA